Molecule: messenger RNA, 2706 nt
Organism: Rhincodon typus (whale shark)
Lineage: Eukaryota; Metazoa; Chordata; Chondrichthyes; Orectolobiformes; Rhincodontidae
Gene: ddx4
Product: DEAD (Asp-Glu-Ala-Asp) box polypeptide 4
Exons: 19
Coding region: 259-2295 (678 amino acids)
Biological process (GO): cell differentiation; gamete generation
Cellular component (GO): nucleus; P granule
Molecular function (GO): RNA helicase activity; ATP binding; RNA binding
Source: RefSeq, a predicted model, not a curated record
UUAGGCAUACAAUAGUUCCGUAUAAUCAAAAGGUUUCUGACUUUAAAUUCCAAAUCUGGGAGUCAUCCUAAAUCGACAGGCAUACAUUUGAACUUAUUCAGUUCAAAAACCAACUGUGGAAUCGAUUACAAAUUAGAGAAAUCGCGUCAAAUGUGGUCUUGAGCUGCACACAAGUAGAACCGAAGCAAUUUCACUACGAUGCGAGCGGCGCAACUAAGCAGAGUGUAUUUGUGGUGUGGAUAAGUAAGCUAUCUCAAUAUGACAGAAGACUGGGAUGCAGAAUUGGGAACAGAACCAGUUGCCAUUAUUCCAUCUUUCAAUGAUAUGGCUGGUCUAAUGAAUGAAGACAUCAAUGGCAAUCAGUCGUUUGACUUGAAAGGAUCUGGAGAUGGGAAUGGUUUUAACACGAGCGAUAGAAAUAUAUUUGGCAAAAGUGGAUGUGGGAAGCAGCAAGUUGCAGGCUUUACAGAAGCUGCCACUGGCAACAAAAAUGAAUUUGACCGUAGAGGCGGAAGAAGGUGUGGGUUUGGCAGAGGUGAUCGUGCCGGAUUCCCGAGAGUUGGUGUUCAGAAUGUUGCUGUAAAAGCAAGUGGAGAUGGUCCUUUUGGCAGAGGUGGCUCACUUGGCAGAGGUGGCCCUAGUGAAAGAGGAGGAUUUGGCGGUCAGUCAGGUGAUAGUGGAGGAUUUGGUUUAAAUCGAGGAAGAACAGGCUUUCAGCUUCCCCUUGCAACAAGAGGUGGUUACAGAGGCAGAAAUGAAGAACCCUUUUCUGGAUCUACUUCUAAAUUAGCAGGUCAUUGGAAAUCAGGUGAUGUUGAAGGUGAUAAAAGCCAAGGCCCUAAAGUGACCUAUGUUCCUCCUCCACCUCCUGAAGAAGAGAGUGCUAUCUUUUCUCGCUAUCAGACUGGUAUUAACUUCGAUAAAUAUGAUGACAUUCUUGUCGAAGUUUCAGGAUUCAAUGUUCCCCCUGCAAUACUGUCAUUUGAUGAAGCUCACUUGUGUGAAACUUUGAACAAGAACAUAAAUAAAGCAGGAUAUCUGAAACCGACACCAGUUCAGAAACAUGGGAUUCCAAUUGUACUUUCUGGACGGGAUCUGAUGGCUUGUGCCCAAACAGGCUCUGGAAAAACAGCUGCAUUCCUGUUGCCCAUAAUAGAAAUGCUCCUGAGGGGAAAUGCAGCAUCCAGUCGAUUCAAGGAGCUACAAGAACCAGAAGUUGUUAUUGUAGCUCCAACACGUGAGCUGAUUAAUCAGAUAUAUCUGGAAGCUCGGAAGUUUUCUUAUGGGACUGUUGUGAGACCUGUUGUGGUCUAUGGAGGAACGAGCACUGGCCAUCAAAUUCGUCAGGUUUUACAAGGUUGUAAUAUAUUGUGUGGCACACCAGGAAGACUUCUGGAUAUUAUUUCUAAAGGAAAAGUUGGCCUUGGUAAGGUGCAGUACUUGGUAUUAGAUGAAGCAGACCGUAUGCUCGAUAUGGGAUUUGAACCAGACAUGCGAAAACUAGUCAACUCAUUUAAUAUGCCACCUAAACAAAACCGCCAGACUUUGAUGUUCAGUGCCACCUUUCCUGAAGAGAUUCAGAGGUUGGCUGCAGACUUCAUGAAAAGCGAUUAUUUGUUCCUUGCUGUUGGUCAAGUGGGAGGUGCCUGUGGUGAUGUCCAGCAAUCCAUACUGCAAGUUGACCAGUAUUCCAAAAGGAACAAAUUGGUUGAAAUCCUCACUAACAUAGGUAUUGAAAGAACUAUGGUUUUUGUCGAUACCAAACGAAAGGCUGACUUUCUUGCUACUUUUCUUUGUCAAGAAAAGUUCCCAACGACGAGUAUUCAUGGGGAUCGAGAGCAAAGAGAAAGAGAGAUAGCACUCGGUGAUUUCCGUACAGGGAAGUGUCCUGUUUUGGUGGCUACAGCAGUAGCAGCUCGAGGGCUGGACAUUGAACAUGUACAGCAUGUUAUUAAUUUUGAUUUGCCUUCAACUAUCGAUGAAUAUGUCCAUCGCAUUGGACGUACAGGCCGUUGUGGGAACGUUGGCAAAGCAAUAUCGUUCUUUGAUUCAAAUACAGAUUUACCAAUAGCACGUGCUCUCCUAAAAGUUCUCUCUGAUGCACAACAAGAGGUUCCUAUAUGGCUAGAAGAAUUUGCUUAUGCUGCUCAUGGGACCAGUUACCAUAAUCCACUUGGAAAGGUGUUUGCUUCCGUAGAUACUCGUAAGGGUCUAGGUGUUAACAGAAACUUCAGUGGCUAUGAAACAAAUAUACCAGUGACACAUGGAGGAAACAGUGAAGAUACAUGGGAUUAGCUUCAAGACAUUAAUUUGCUCAAACUCUAAAUUAAUGUCCUCCAAAGAGUUACUAGUUUUAGUAAUUUGAAGGAAGCUUUCAUUGUUGACUUGUUUUGAAGGGAACUUUUUUCCAAAGAUAAGUGUUUACAUUCAGUUCUGCACAUUUUUUUUUGUUUAAUAUUUAAGUUGUAUCACAGUGGUCAGAUACUGCAAUUUUUUUUUUUUGUUAUCUGUAUGACUCGGGGUAAUAAAGUGCAAGUUAGGUUUAAUAUUGUCUAGUGAUCUGCAAAACCCAUUAUGUCUUGUUAUUUUUGAAUUGUCUUUAAUUUGAAAGGGAAGGCAUCAAUGUUCAUACAUUGUUUACAUAGAUAUUGCCAGUUGUGUACAUUACAUUAACAACUUACAUUAAAUGCAGUUUAUUUAAUGCGA